Eucalyptus grandis is the source of this 1728-nucleotide messenger RNA. RefSeq lists its product as uncharacterized. The transcript is spliced from 3 exons. Bases 1 to 1728 code for a protein of 575 amino acids. The record is from RefSeq and is a predicted model, not a curated record. Lineage: Eukaryota; Viridiplantae; Streptophyta; Magnoliopsida; Myrtales; Myrtaceae.
AUGGAAGAAAUUAUUGAUGUGCAAGAAGAAGAAUUGGAGGAAGCUGCAACUAGUGACACUUUAGAGUUCCCUUUGUUAACCUCCUUGUCUCUUGAGGAAUUGCUAAAUCUGAGGACAUUCUCUUAUGGAAAGUACUGUAUUCACUGUCCAUCCUUAACAAGACUAACGAUAUCUCAAUGCCCCAAAAUGAUGACAUUCUGUUCAUUCAAAGGAAGGCAACAGUCUACUACAGCUAAUAUAGAUUUACAACAAGCAUUUGGUUGUAUCGACUCUACCUCAUCCUUGCUUGGCUUUUUCAAUGAAAAGCUUGCAAUGCCGAAGUUAGAAGAGCUACAUGUUGAGGGAGUUCAACACAAAGAACUAUGGAACAAUAAAAUCCUUGCGGAAUCCUUUUUCCGUCUAAAGGUCCUCAAGGUGAAGCAGUGUCAUAACCUAAUGAAUGUGAUUCCAUCAUCCAUGUGGAAGAGGCUACUUCACUGUAUGGAGUCCUUGACAAUUGAGGAGUGUCAAUGUCUGAGAAACCUUUUUACAAUGUCUAUGGCAAAAAGUCUAGGACAACUCCAAUAUCUUGGUCUCAGUGGUUGUGGAGAGAUGGAGUACAUUGUCGCCAAAGAAGAGGAGAAACCUGAAGAAGCAAUUGAUAAAAUUGUAAUUCCUCAACUUGUCACUCUAUAUCUUCACAACAUGCCAAAACUCAGAAGUUUCUGCCAAGGGAAGCAUAUUUCAGAGUGGCCCUCCUUGAAAGAGUUUACUAUUGAAGAUUGUAAAGCUGUGGAGUUGAUUUUAGGAGAUGCAAGUCGUAGAAAACUAGAGGGCAGCAUUCCAACACAACAACCGCUUUUACUUGUCAAAAAGGUCAUUCCUCACCUGAAGUUAUUGGAAUUGACGAGGGAGGAUGUUGCAAUGCUACCGCAGCAUUACAUCUUUGACAAUCUCAGAGCUCUAGCUUUGGGAUGCUACCAUGAUGAAAACGUCACUUUCCCCUCCGACUUCCUUCUCCAAGGAUUCCCCAAUCUAGAAGAGCUUGUUGUGUGUUGUAGUUCCUUCGAGGAGAUAUUUCCAGAAAAUGCUCUUGGACAUGGGGAAGCGACUCCCUGCAUAGGAUUAACAGACGUGGAAAAACCUCUCAAGUCACUUGGAAAUCUGAAGCAACUUUGGUUGAUGGAGCUGUGUAACCUGAGGGGAGUCUGGAAAGAAGGCUCCUUGAUGGCUAAAAUCCUCAACCAGAUUGAAUUUAUGCUCCUUUUGCAGUGCCCUAAUUUAUCGAUCGUAUUUCCAUCUCGAGCCUCAUUCGAGAGAUUGAUGCAUUUACACAUAGAGGAGUGCACUGGUUUAGUUCAUAUGGGGACUCGCCCGGCAAUGAUGAGUCUGGUGCACCUUACUCGGCUAACCCUAAGAGAUUGUGUUGCAAUGGAAGAUGUGGUAAUAGAUGAUGGAGAUGGAGCAGAGGAGAUCCCUUUCCUCAAGCUAGAAGAGCUAAUACUUGAUCAUUUACCAAGCCUUGAGAGCUUCUCCCCAACGAAUUGCGCCUUCAGGUUUUCAUCACUUGAGCGUAUUGUCAUCACACAGUGCCCUAAGAUGAAUAUAUUUUGCAAGGGUGCCUUGAGGACACCAAAGCUAGAUAAAGUACUCCUCUCCAAAGAGGAUGGUGAAGGACGUUGGGAGGGUGACCUUAAUACCACUGUCCGAACCUUAUCGACUUGCAACGAUCCACAACAAAUUCAGUAA